Molecule: messenger RNA, 2037 nt
Organism: Topomyia yanbarensis
Lineage: Eukaryota; Metazoa; Arthropoda; Insecta; Diptera; Culicidae
Exons: 1
Coding region: 1-2037 (678 amino acids)
Molecular function (GO): RNA-DNA hybrid ribonuclease activity; nucleic acid binding
Source: RefSeq, a predicted model, not a curated record
AUGGUAAACCGGCGACUGACUACGUGGCUGGAAGACGAGAAACUACUCGACCCACGCCAAUUCGCUUUCCGGAAGGGAUUCGGCACCGGGGCCCACCUGGGCUCGCUCGGCGAGGUACUAGACAGAGCAAGGUCCGAAGGCAUCCACGCCGAUAUUGCCAUACUCGACAUAGCAAAAGCUUACAACACAGUCUGGCGCGAAGGCGUCCUUCAACAACUCCAACGAUGGGGCAUACAGGGGAACCUAGGCGUCUUCAUCCAAUAUUUCCUAACCAACCGCCGCUUUCGGGUAUGCAUAGGCGGCACACUCUCCGACGAAUUCCGCGAGGCCAACGGAGUGCCACAAGGAUCGAUACUAGCCGUGACCCUCUUCUUAGUGAGGAUGAAUUCGCUCUUCACCGCGCUACCCGGGGGCGUCUAUGUCUUCGUGUACGCGGACGACAUCAUAUUGGUAGCUCUCGGGAAGACGAUCCCCCGCACAAGAAUAUCGCUGCAGGCCGCCGUCAACGCAGUCGGCCGAUGGGCACUCGCCACCGGAUUCAACAUCGCCGCCACCAAGUGCGCCAUUACACACUGCUGCAGCACAUAUCACCCAGUCAACGCUCGUCCAAUCCGCCUCAACGGUACAGUAAUUCCGUUCCGAAAGGAACCGGUCGUCCUCGGGAUCACCCUCGACCGGAAACUGACAAUGAUACCUCACUUCCGGCAACUGAAAAAAGACUGCCAGAGCAGAAAGCGACUAGUCCGGACCAUUUGCGCCCACCACCCCAAAAACAACCGCCGAGCAGCGCUUAACGUCGUGCGAUCUCUUAUCCACAGCAGAAUCUUCUACGGGAUCGAGAUGACUUGCCGGAACCUAGACGGACUCUCCGACAUCCUCGGGCCCUUAUACCACGGAGCGGUGCGGCUAGCCUCCGGUCUACUACCGAGUACCCCGGCCGAAGCUGCCUGUGUAGAGGCAGGAGUUCUACCCUGCCGCUGGGAAACAGCCAGGGUGGCCUUCAGAAGAGCACUAAGCUUCCUGGAGAAAACUUCGGGCGACGAGUGCCCCCUUCUCACCACCGCCUCCAACCUGCACCAGGAGUUUACCAGCAACGACCUCCCACCCAUCGCUCGUCUACACCGGGUGAGACCGCGGGCCUGGUACGACCCCGGACCCAACACCGACGACAGCCUUGCUCGCACUAUAAAAGUUGGCGAUCACCCCAGCAGCAUACUAGUUAAAUAUAGACAGCUAAUUAACCGAAGAUAUUCACAUCACACUAAAAUCUUCACCGACGGUUCCAAAGCGAACGACGGUGUAGGAGCGGGGAUCAGCGGCUUGGGGAACGGGCUCUCCUUCCGCCUACCUCCCUCCUGCUCAGUUUUCUCAGCGGAAGCGGCCGCCAUUGCAGUGGGAAUGAUAAAAAGACCCACCGAUACACCGACGGUCAUCUUGACAGACUCGCUCUCGGUCCUGAGGGACGUCGCUAGCGGGACCUCCAAACAUCCCUUCGUUCAGGCCAUCGAGACACUUCGAGACCCAUUGGUUACAAUCUGCUGGGUUCCGGGUCACAGCGGCAUCAAGGGUAACACAGACGCCGACCGAUUAGCCCUCAUCGGCAGACGGGCCCGGACCCGGCUCCCUAAUGAGACUCCAACCAUAGACAUCAUCAGGGAAUUCAACAUCAGCUUGCAGAACGGAUUCACCAACCACUGGCGGAGUUCUCGAAAUCACACCCAAAAAAUCAAAGGGUCAGCCGACACCUGGACCGACCGAGACAGCCAGAGGGAACAAAAAAUACUCUCCCGACUCCGCGUGGGGCACACACGAGUAACCCACGCACACACCGUGUCCAGCGAGCCCGUCCCAGAAUGUGCCUCCUGCAACACCCGGCUCACCGUCGAACACCUGCUGGGCAACUGCCGAGAACUGGAGGACCUACGGCGUCAGUACGGUCUGACUGGUUCGAUACGGGACACCCUAUCCAACGACCCGGUUCGGGAGGAGGCACUCCUCCUCUUCCUAAAGGACGCCGGCCUAUACGACAGCAUCUAA